This is a messenger RNA of Pyrus x bretschneideri (Chinese white pear), 1783 nucleotides long. Its product is annotated as double-stranded RNA-binding protein 4-like. Gene Ontology annotation, molecular function: double-stranded RNA binding. The coding region runs from base 154 to 1578 and encodes 474 amino acids. The transcript has 6 exons. The record is from RefSeq and is a predicted model, not a curated record. NCBI's taxonomy places the organism in Eukaryota, Viridiplantae, Streptophyta, Magnoliopsida, Rosales, Rosaceae.
CACAAUUAUUCGCAACCAAACGAAUAUGAAAUAAGAAAAUAAAAAAAGAAGUCGAGUAAACCGCAUCAACAAGGCUUUUCCCAUAUAUAUUCCAUUUCCCAUCGCAAGAAACGAUAGAGCUUGCAUUGUUAUUUGCUAAAAGGAAAGAGCAGGAUGUACAAAUCCAGGCUGCAGGAGCUCUGCCAGCAAAGGAAAUGGCGGUUGCCGGAGUACAACUCCACCAAGGUUGGCCUCGACCAUAACCCUCGCUUCUCCGCCACCGUCACAAUCAACGGCCUCGACUUCCACACUGCCGAUAUCUUCAGGUCCUCCAAAGAAGCCCAAAACGACGCUGCUAAGCUCGCAUUCGACCACCUCUCUGAUAAUCCCCAACCCAAACCCAGGAAUCCCAUUCCCAGCCCCUCCUCUUUCCCUCAACCAUGUCCUCCCUCUUCCUCCUCCGCUUCCUCGUUCUCAGCGCUUCCUUCGACCCCGGCCACAGAUUCCAAUACUACACGAGAGAUAGAGAUAGUGGAACCGAAGACUCAAGAGAUAGAGAUAGUGGAACCAAAGAUUCCUCAGCUGCCACUUCAGUGUAGUGGUAACGUAUCAGGUGCUGCUUAUCAGGCGAAUGCCACCUUGUCGGGUAAGAUCGAUUUGCAACAUUUGUACAAGAAUCAACUGCAAACUUAUGCACAAAAGAGAAAUCUGCUUCUACCUGUGUACUCUUGUGAGCGGGAAGGUCCACCACAUAACUGUCGUUUCAAGUGUAGGGUAACUAUUGAUGGACAAACAUAUGAGGGUCAAGAGUUUCUUCCCACACUGAAGGAUGCUGAGCAUGCAGUUGCAAAAGCUGCUUUAAUGUCCCUUCUUCCAAAUGGAGUUCAAGAGGAUGAUUCUGGUUUAUUCAAAAACCUUUUACAAGAACUGAUUCAGAAGGAAGGUUUUUCUAUACCAAUCUAUAGCUCAAGGAUGUCUGGCGAACCUCACAUUCCAGUUUUUGUUUCAUCUGUGGAGAUAGAAGGAGAAACUUUUAUGGGUCAAGAAGCAAGAAGCAAAAAGCUGGCAGAGUUGAGUGCAGCAAAGGUUGCUUACUAUACCUUGAGAGAGCGUAAAUCAAGUCAGCUACCUUUGGUCCUGUCCUCUCGGAAAGGGCAAGAAGCUUCAGAGAUCUUAUCUUCAAGUUCCCAGUCAAAUCCAGCUUCUGUUCAACAUCAACAAGUCAGGCGUAAUGCACAUGCGAUCUUGUCUCCGAAUACGAAUACUAAAGAGAAGAAAAAGGAGAAUAAUGUAACAGCACAAGGAAAAAGUCAACACUCUGUAUCUUCUGGACCUUUCACCCCUACAUCAGGUGGGGAAGGAUUCUCUUCCUCUUAUGUUGUACAUGGCCGUGCGCAGGAGAUGAACAACGGUGCUAGCCCUGUGUCCCAAAAUGGCUCCACUAAUUGCAUUAUGGACUCUUCUCUUGACCCACCAGCUAGAAGGAGUAUGUAUAACAAGGUCUCUGUUUACCCACGCAAGUCAAAUAUGGAAUAUCCUGAAGGUACCACUGUGUUGCCCAUGAGCGAUCAAACGUGGGUUGCUUGCUCACACAGAUGAAGGAAGAUGUUUAUAUAGGCCUGACUAAGUUCCUUGUUUAACUACGAGAGACACAUAGGCUAAGCUUACGUAGUUAUGUGCUUAGAUUGUGUUGUGCUGCUCCAUGCAUGAACCUACUGGACACGGUAUGUCUAUAUACAAUAGCCGUUGCCUUUCGUGACUAGUGUAUAAAUGUGCUUUUCUAUCUAAGAUGCAUUUCCUCUAA